AAGUUAGCGGAAAUCAUAGGCGGAAGUAGAUGUCACUUUCAAAAUAAGACAUCCGAAACUUUCUCAAAAUUCGACUUUUUUUUGCAUUUUAUAACAUUUUGUGGCAAAAAAUGACCUAAGCAUAUUUGUUUGUUCUAUUUCAAUUCUUACAAAAUAACGUUUUUGGUAGAACUCAUAUUUAUAGUAAUCUAUUUUUUUCAAUGCUGCUUUCUUUUUUUUAAUAUUUAUAGCAAUUUCGGAUUUUUUUUCUCUUCAUAUAAAAAAAUAUAUAUUUUUUUUAUUUUAGUGAACUAUAGUUCGCAAAACUGUAUUCUACCCGGUGAUGAUAACUUCGCAGCUUAUAUAAAUUAAAUGAUUGCCCGUGUUUAUUUUAUUUUGAAAGACCCAACCGGAAGCUUGAGUUUAAUAAAAACCAAUGGUACUUGACGCUCAGCUUUCCUUACACCCCGUGAUCUCCAAAACAACAUAACAAAGUAGGGGCAAACAUGGCUAGCGAAGAGGAGGCCACAAGUCGCCCCUUGGUUCCCUCCUCUUCGGUCGGCCUGGAGGAUUUAUUCACCGCCGGGGCGUCGGAGCAGGCCAGCGGGGACGGGGACCCGGAGCUCCAGCGCCUGCAGGAGCGUCUUCAGGCUUGGCUGUCGCCGUACGACUCCCUGCUGCUGUGGGCGCAGAGGCUGCUGGUCUGGGAGAGGCCGCUGUACAGCAUCUCCGCCGUCCUGACGCUCAACACGCUGUUCUGGCUCCUGUACUCCACCUCCCUGCGGCCGCUCUUCAUCCUGAGCGUCUCUCUGCUGGGACUGAUGCUGCUGGAGAGGUGGAAGCCCAGGUUACCCACCAUCACAGUUCAGCACGUAGAGGCUCCUCCCAUACAAAGUGAAAGCAUGAGUUCGGAGCAGCAUCUGCUCACCGUUCCUGAGCUCAGCCACCACUUGGCGGAGAGCUACCUGACCAGCUGCAUGUAUCUGCAGGAGAUGCUGCAGUUCAAACGCCAGAACCAUGGAAAGUUCUGUGCGAUGAUGUGCAGCGGCUCCUUUGUGUUUGCUGUGGUUGGACACUACGUACCUGGAAUCAUGAUCUCCUACAUUAUCGUUCUGAGUGUGCUGCUCUGGCCGUUGGUGGUGUAUCACGAGCUGAUCCAGAGGAUGUACACGGGCCUGGAGCCCAUCCUGAUGAAGCUGGACUACAGCAUGAGCACGGAGCACCGCAAGCACGACAAGAGGAAGGUGAAGAAGGAGGUGGAGGACGGGGACGAGCCCAGCGCAGAGACGGAAAGCGAGAGUGAGAGUGAGGAGGAGCUGUCCUGCUUCGCCCCAACGGUGGACGUGAAAACCACGGCUCUGGCGAUGGCCAUCACGGACUCGGAGUUGUCGGAUGAAGAGGCGUCCAUACUCGAGAGCGGCGGUUUCCCAGUUUCCAGGGCAACCACCCCCCAGCUUAUCGACAUGUCGGAGGACUUGGAGCAGCCGAGUUUCCACGGCGACCCAGAGGAGGUGUACCUGCGGGAUCUCCCUGAGUUCCCGUCAGUGGAGGAGUUCCCGUCUCUGGAGCACAGCCUGCUGCACUUCAACCUGCGGGGGGCGGGUCAGGGGGAGACGGGGAACGCCGGCGCCCAGCCAGAGGAGCCACUGAGCCCCGCGAGCCUCCUCAUCCAACACCUGGCGUCGCCCCUGCACUUUGUCAACACGCAUUUUAACGGACACGGACGAGCGUCCGGAGCGGAGGGCGGGCCGGCGUCAGACCCGCCUCCUGAGGGGGCGGAGCAGACGGGCCCCCCGGUCACCCUGAGCACACAGCAGUCCCUGGAGGCGCUGAGCGAGGAGAUCGUGAGCACGGCCAUCUCCACCGUCGUCCAGAACACUCUGUCGGCCCUGCUGCGCUCCAGCGAGGAGCCCUCUCUGAGUGAGUUCCUGCCGACCCAAACGCCCCCCGCGGUCCCCGGUCCCGACCAGAACCGGGAGGAGGGGGAGGGGCAAAGCAGCCAGCCCGACGACACGCUAGUCCCCACCGAGGACGAGGACUUUGAGCUUUUGGACCAAAGCGAACUGGAUCAGGCCAACGAGGGGCCGGACGACACCUCUGACGGACAGGUGGGGGGCGGGGCUGCAGACUCACCUUCAUAGCUGUCCUCCCCCCUCCUCCCCCUCCAUCUUUGUUUUUAUUUGUACAUGAAUCUGCAAACCCUGUACAGGAGUCAGUACCUGAUGACACUUCUGUUCCUCAGAUGUUUAUGAAGAGAUCAAAUUAUAUCCAAAUACUAAUUUAUUCCACAAUUAUUUAAUUUAAAGGCCAGACGGUGAAACUGGGUUAAAGGUUAAAGAAGGGCCAGAUUAAAACAGUCUGUGGUUUGGGUGUGUUUGCCCCCCGGUCGUCCGUGCAUGCGUCAGGCAUGCCUCCGAAGCCGAAAGCACCGAAUAUUCGGGAAACGAAGACGCCUCCUUUUUACCCAAACCCCUUCCAGGGGCGCAUUGUACAAAAGUCAAAUCCUCGGAUCCGUUCUCCGACCUGUUGUAGUGCGCUGUAUUUGUACUAACUCUUCCUUUUGUCCCCCCCCCCGUUGUGUAUAGUGUAGAAAUGCCCCCAAAGACCCAGGAAAGUGUAUUUUUUGCAUGUAAAAAUGACACUCUGUUCCAGUUCUCGUUCUCUGCCGACGAAGCGGCUCUGCACAAUUUGUAAGGACAAAAAAAUAAAAGAAAAAAUUCUAUUUGGGGGGAAAACGUUGAUGUAAAUGGCAACUCCCAUUCAAAAACAAUAUUAACAGACUAGUUUGUGUAUGUUCUAGUGUGUUUUAUGCUAAAAGACAGAUUCUUGAAAUAUAAAAUAAGACUCAAGAAGCUGUGGAGUUUAAAAAAAAAAAGAAGGAAUAUAUUUUCUAACGUCUUCUUUUUCCAUAAAGUGCUCAGUUUGAACUUUUAGGAUUCUGUUAUGAAGAAGUUUUAAAAACAAAGAAAAAAGGGCAAAAGAUCUGCUGUCAAAAAACUGGAAAUCUGCAUCUUUAAAUGUGAAAGAAUAAAAGAGCAAACUGAAA
This is a messenger RNA of Oryzias melastigma (Indian medaka), 3025 nucleotides long. RefSeq names its product reticulophagy regulator family member 2 (gene retreg2). NCBI's taxonomy places the organism in Eukaryota, Metazoa, Chordata, Actinopteri, Beloniformes, Adrianichthyidae. The coding region runs from base 486 to 2120 and encodes 544 amino acids. The record is from RefSeq and is a predicted model, not a curated record. The transcript is spliced from 9 exons.